This is a messenger RNA of Protopolystoma xenopodis, 975 nucleotides long. NCBI's taxonomy places the organism in Eukaryota, Metazoa, Platyhelminthes, Monogenea, Polystomatidea, Polystomatidae. The record is from the annotation of a GenBank genome assembly.
UCUAAUGAUUACUCAUCAGCCUGUGCCAACUCUCCAGGGCUUGCUACCAGACUUUCUUGCUCCGGCUACCUCCAAACUUACCGGGAAUCUAGCGAGGUCAUUUCCGGCCUCCUGACAUUACCUCCUAACAUGGCACAUGCAGCUGUGGCUACAAAGCCAUCUUCGGCAGUAAGUACUUCUCCAGCUGGCCCUUUAGAAUCGGGAGAACUGCAACAAGUGGGACCGACGGUGCGGCUCGGAAACCAGUACACCGAGAUAAUGCGUCCACAAUGUGAAGGAGAUUAUGGGUUGCGAAGGAUGGAAGGAGUCCUUACCUAUCAAAGCCAGCAUGAGGAAACCAUGAGCAACUUCGAAAAUAGUGUGAUUGAUAAGGACCUUGAGAGUGAUAGCAUCCGUCGAUCCAGUGUUGAGACAGAUCUCGACGCCGGAAGUGAAGAUGAUACCAAUGGCUGUAGCAACAGCAACAGUAGUGGUAGCAGUAGCAGUAAUGGCCUUGAUAUUGGUGCUGUGAGCAUGCGGCAUGACACAUCCACUUGCGCUCUGAUGCAGAUGGAUAUAGAGAACAGUAAGCUGACCCCACUUCAGGCUGUAUCAAACCUCAGUGAUAGUGAAACCCUGCCACCUGCUUCCUCGAUGUCGUCACGCAAUCAUGCGUCUUUUGGCUACGCUCAGCAGUAUCCGCAUAACUUCAUUGAUCCCAAUUCCCAUCUGCAAUCAUCACAUGCUGAAGCUUCUCAGCCUCACCCACCCUUCACUUCUCAUUAUAUACAUGCACAUAGGUCUUUUCCUCCAUCCUGUCAGCUACAGGAUGACCAGAUGCAGCACCAACAGCCUUCCCAUCCAGUUCAAGCCUACAGUUCAUCUUCACAACCCAACUCACAUUCCCAACCCUCCCACCAUCACCAUCUAUACUCAUUACCAAAUCACCCAACGACAGCAGCAUAUUGUUAUAACUUCCCCAGAUAUUUGGUUUAA